Messenger RNA from Paralichthys olivaceus (Japanese flounder), 3117 nucleotides. RefSeq names its product ess-2 splicing factor homolog (gene ess2). Gene Ontology annotation, cellular component: catalytic step 2 spliceosome. The record is from RefSeq and is a predicted model, not a curated record. Lineage: Eukaryota; Metazoa; Chordata; Actinopteri; Pleuronectiformes; Paralichthyidae.
AACUACGUCGGUCAGACGCUGUCGCUCUGUUGUGGCUAAUGAUCGAUGCUAAUAAUACGAAGCUAACGCAUCGCAGUUGUUCGCAGCUUUUUAAGACGUCUGGAUUCUCGCGGUGCCCUUCACGCUUGUACGCGGUGUUUUUGAGGUAGAAAAGCCGCAUUGCGUUUCCGUCCGGUCGGUGUUUGUCGGUUACCGAUUUGCCCGUUAGCCGUUAGCCUGUGAGGCUAGAAGGGCUCCACGAUGGAGGGCAGCGCCAGCGUGAGGAGAGCCCUGUCCGGGACUCUCGUCCCCGCGGCGGUGACAACAAUGGCUCUCCGGCCGCAGCCCGAAGAGAAAGGGACGGGGAAGCCGAACAGGAAGGUCCUCGACGAAGAGCAGUACAUCGAGAGUUUGGAGAAGAUCAUCCAGAGGGAUUUCUUCCCAGAUGUAACAAAAUUGCAAGCGCAGAAGGACUAUCUGGACGCAGAGGAAAACGGAGACCUGGGGAGAAUGAGGGAGAUAUCCAUCCGAUAUGGAUCAUCUCUGACUAAAUCCACACCGCGAUCUUCGGCCCCUUAUGUGACCCCGGCUAGCUUCGAGACACCAGUUGGUCACCCAGGGUCUCCCUCCUCCAUUCGUGGCAAUAAAGGUUUAGAUGCCGAUGGCAAAGAUGAUGACAAGGAAGAAAAAGAGCUUCCACCACUGGACCAUUUCCUGGCUAAAAAUACCAGUGAGGACAAUGCAUCAUUUGAACAGAUAAUGGAUCUGGCAAAAGACAAGGAGAAAGUGAAGCAUGCCUGGUUAUAUGAGGCUGAGGCUGAAUACAAACAGCGCCACGAGGAGAACCUUGCUUUACCGUCAGUGGAGAAAGCAGCACUUGAAUGUGUCAAAGCUGGACUGGAAACAUGGGAGUACAAAGCUAAGAAUGCCUUGAUGUAUUAUCCAGAGGGAGUUAAAGAUGACGAUGCUGUGUUUAAAAAACCAAGAGAGGUUGUUCACAAGAAUACGCGUUUCGUUGGAGACCCAUUCAGCAAAGCUCUCAACAAAAGCCAGAUUCAACAGGCUGCGGCUCUGAAUGCACAGUUCAAGCAGGGUAAAGUUGGUCCUGAUGGGAAAGAGCUCAUCCCACAUGAGUCCCCAAACGUGAAUGGAUAUGGUUUUGAGAGAACGCCUUCCCCUGCACCUGGUGUAUCUGACUCCCCUCUGAUGACCUGGGGUGAGAUCGAGAGUACACCCUUUCGUCUAGAUGGAUCAGACUCACCAUAUGUUGAGAGGAAUCAUGGUCCGUCAUUUAAGAUUCCAGAACCUGGGCGGCGAGAGAGGCUGGGUUUAAAGAUGGCGAAUGAAGCUGCUGCUAAAAACCGUGCCAAAAAAAAGGAGGCAUUGCGAAAGGUCACUGAGAAUCUUGCAAGUCUUACACCUAAAGGUCUGAGCCCCGCCCUCACCCCCGCCCUGCAGAGGCUCGUCAAUCGGACGUCUAGCAAAUACACGGACAAAGCCCUGAGAGCAAGCUACACCCCAUCUCCCUCACACGGAGCCAUUGGCUGCAAGUCUCCCUUCGGUGGCCCAGCUACUCCAUCAGGAACGCCAACGCCAAACAAAGCCAAGACACCAAGCUCUCAGGACGUCGCCUCACUCACAGACAAUCUGCUGCAACUUCCCAAGAGAAGGAAAGCCUCAGACUUUUUCUAACGAGGAGAAGCUCCUCUCUGUCGGGAUAUUAUAAGACGUUGUAUUGUGGAUAACUUUAUUAGAAACUCUCCACACCAAUUUUUUUCUGUGAUUUAAGAGCCCAUCUUUCGAUGGCUUGAUAAAGAAAUGUACAGUGGACUGAUGUAUUUUUAUGGAUUUAUUUGUUUUAUGUUUGCACAGAUGGGUUGAUGUAGAUCCCAGUGAAAUAUACUUUCCAAAUUCUAUGGAAUUAUUUGUUUGUCUUAUUUUUAUAUUUAGUUUUGAUCUCAAACACCAAGUUUUAAAGGGAUUUGUACAGUUUUUUUUCCAGUUUAACUAUUUCUCCCACAUACGAACCAGCACAUGCUUAACUGAUAUUAAAAUAUAGUUAUAGCUCAUUAUUUCUUUCUGAGAAUUUCAUGUGGAUUUUAACUCACAUCAUCUAAUAGCCUGUUGCCCUGUUCUUCAUAAGUGUAGCCAUGACAUUUUAGUGUCUCCCUCUAAAUGCACAGGUGUUUUCCUGCAGUUCAGCAUUGCUGCUACACCCAGAAAUAUUCACACAGGGUCACAGGGUACCGUAAGGCCAUUUUUUAUAAAAUGAGGUUGGCCUGUUGUGUGGGAAAGUCAGCACACAUGCUCCAUACAGCUUGAUUUCCUACUUACCAUUCUCAAGGGAGUCGUAGGUCUGUGUUUUCAUUGUGAAGAAGUGAACUGAUUUAGACUGAGGUGUGCAUUACAUACUUAAAAUGAACCUUGUAUUGGAUUUCAGCACUGUUCAUAUGUAAUAUACAUGUUUAUCUUGUUGCAGAAGAGGCUUUUGUUACUUGUAUGCCUAAAUGUACAUUGAAAGAACAAGUGGACACUGUAUGGCAUUGACGCUUAGUGCAGCACCAGCACAAGAGGACAGACUCUCCUCCUGUGCAAAAAAAAUGUGUUUCAAACCUCAGCGGAAGCAAAUGUGAAGCUUCAGCAGUCUUGAGUUAACUGGACCUCAUCUGACAGUACAAGAGCGAAAAAUUCCCCUCUGUGCGUUUUCUCGAGACAUUGUUUUUUGGCUGAGAAUUGUUUGGAUUAACAACACUUGUUAUGUCUAACUCAGACAAACUUUACCUAACACUGCAUAUUUGUACACAGCAAGUACAAUAGACUUCCAUAUCUGUGUGAGAAUUGUUUUAAGGCAGACAUCCGGAUAUAGAGUCGCAAACCAGCGGGACAUUUUAUUGAAAUUAUUUUUUUGCCUCUGGUUCAUUCUAAUGACACUUCUAAUGGGUUUAUCAACCAGAUUGUUGACAUAUGUUGAAUGAUCCAAAAGGACAAUUACAAAAUUAGAAAGCCAGGUAGUGUUUGUGUGUGUGUGUGUUUGAGUUCUGUUUGACACAGAAUCAGAGCGAAUGUGAGCAGAUCAAAAUGAGGUUUUGUAUUAUUGUUCGGCCUCAUUAAUAAAUUAUUCUGUUGAACACAGGAAAA